This is a messenger RNA of Entrophospora candida, 1359 nucleotides long. NCBI's taxonomy places the organism in Eukaryota, Fungi, Glomeromycota, Glomeromycetes, Entrophosporales, Entrophosporaceae. The record is from the annotation of a GenBank genome assembly.
AUGUCCACUAACAAUGACAAUAAUUCUGAGGCUGCCAUCUAUGCCGAAAGGCUGAGAACACAUGGACGCUUAAUGAUGCGGGCUGUUCGUGAAAGAGAGAGUGAAGAACACCGAACAUGUCGCUUACAGCUACUUUGGGAAAAAAGAAAAAAUGAACGUAUUAUAAAUGCUACAAUGAGCAGUAAAAAAGCAUUGACACCCCUACAAAUACCAGUCUUGCGUCAUUCCAUUGGGAGGAUGGAAAAAGUUUGUGCUAACUGCAAGGCACUAAUGUGGGUGGAUGAAAGGAAGUGCGACUCAUCCCGCACUAACCCAAAAUUUACUGUUUGCUGCUCUAAUGGUAGGGUGCAACUCCCUCCUCCCGAACCAUUGUACUCUCUUCUUUUUGGAUCCAACGCAUGCUCAUGUCAAUUUCGAGAAAAGAUCCGAGCGUACAAUUCCGCCUUAGCAUUUACAUCUAUAGGUGCUCACAUUGAUGAGCAAACUGCAGUUGCAGCUAUUGUAAUUGAUGCUGAUGAUGAAAAUGUAGCUCCUACCAGAGACAUAAUUCUUCGACUUCAGGAAGGUGGUCUAAAACACCAAGCUGAGAAUAGGGAUGACAUUUAUGAAGACCAACUACCUAUCACUGAAGCCAAGAAAGUCACUCAAUUAGAAUAUUAUUCUUAUCGUCUUCAAGUACAUGAAGGAGAAAGUAGGCAUCUACACCAAUCUGGCUGUCUGUUUCAACAAUAUGUGGUAGAUGCUUACGUAAGCAUUGAACAUAAUUGUUUGAAUUGGUACAGACAAAACCAGAACAGAAUCCGCUCUGAGUUAUACCAAGGUUUACAGGAUGCUAUAUUCCGAUCUGAUACAGUUACUGAAAAUGUGGGAAGAAGAGUUGUACUUCCAUCUUCAUUCACAGGUGGACCACGCCAAAUGCACCAAUUGUACCAAGAUGCUAUGGCAAUUGUGCGCUCAUUCGUUAAAAAAGCUACUACAGGAUCUUAUCAAAGAUGGUGUUUUUGGGAAAGUGGUUGCACAUAUAUCUAUGUGGUUGAAUUUCAAAAACGCGGAUUACCUCAUGCACACAUCCUUAUUAUCUUGGCAAGUAUGGACAAACCUUGCACAGUAGAUGACAUCGAUAAAAUGGUUUCUGCUGAAAUCCCAGAUCAAGAAAUCUAUCCUUUAGCAUAUGAAACUGUCACCACUAUGAUGAUACACAGUCCAUGUGGAGCUUUAAACCCAAAAGCUCCCUGCAUGAAAGAUGGCACAUGCUCAAAACGCUAUCCCCGUGAAUUUAACACUACUACCAUCAUGGAUGAUAAUGCAUAUCCUACUUAUAGAAGACGAAAUUAUGUUUCAAUUCUAACUGGAUUCUAA